This is a messenger RNA of Dalotia coriaria, 7984 nucleotides long. It is a transcript of the gene Tor, whose product is annotated as serine/threonine-protein kinase Tor. NCBI's taxonomy places the organism in Eukaryota, Metazoa, Arthropoda, Insecta, Coleoptera, Staphylinidae. Bases 327 to 7598 code for a protein of 2423 amino acids. Gene Ontology annotation, biological process: TOR signaling; negative regulation of macroautophagy; protein phosphorylation. The transcript is spliced from 5 exons. The record is from RefSeq and is a predicted model, not a curated record. Gene Ontology annotation, cellular component: TORC2 complex; TORC1 complex; nucleus. Gene Ontology annotation, molecular function: protein binding; protein serine/threonine kinase activity; protein-containing complex binding.
GUUGCUGAUUAUCAUCUGGAGUGUGUCGAUGUGGUGAUAGAUUAAAAAAUAAAAGAACGACCGCUGCGCCACCUUGUCACUCUGUUAUGAUUGCGAUAAGCAGCACUACACAGCAACACUAACCUAACAAUCACAGUAGGCCGUGCACACCAAAAACUGCCAGUACUCAAAACGCGACUUCCCGAUCCAACACUUCAAUCCAGACCGGUACGGGCACGCACCGGCGACAAUUUCGGAAUCGAGCGAUGUGCGGCUGUGCACGCCGCACAGUUCUCUCCCCAUAACCCCUGCAUCCGCACGGCGGCCGCCCGUCCGCCGCCGGCGCGAUGCAACACAAGGCGAUGCAGCAGUUCAUCACCGGGCUGAAGUCGCGGCAUGCGGAUACGCGCGCGAAGGCAGCGCACGAUCUGUCCGUGUACGUGAACAGCGAGCUGCGGGAGGCCACCCCCGACGAGAUCACCAAGUUCUUGGAUCCCUUCUAUCAUGAGAUCUUCGAGAUGGUGUCGUCCAGCGACGUCAACGAGAAGAAGGGCGGCAUUCUUGCUAUUGUAUGCUUGAUAGGAGCUGAUGUUGGUGACCCAACGACGCGAAUAUCACGUUUUGUUAAUUACCUUCGCAAUCUACUACCAUGCAACGAUAUCAGUGUAAUGGAGAGCGUGGCCAAUACCAUGGGACGGCUUGCUUUGGUCAGUGGGUCGAAAGCUUCGGAAUAUGUGGAGUUUGAAGUGAAACGCGCGUUUGAAUGGCUUGGUGGCGAUCGUGUUGAGGGCAAAAGACACGCAGCUGUGCUAGUAUUAAGGGAACUAGCGCAGACAAUGCCAACAUACUUCUUCCAACAGGUCGAGCAGUUCUUUGAGUUGAUCUUCAACGCAAUCCACGAUCCGAAACCAGUGAUCCGCGAGGGUGCAAUCGAAGCACUCCGCGCUGCACUGGUGGUAACAGCACAACGCGAGUCAACAAAACAACUCCAGCACACACAAUGGUACAAAUUCAGCUUCGAACAGGCGAAUAAACUCAAAACAAAGGUAGAUAAACAUGACAAAGGGCGCGACGAACGCGCUCAUGGUUACCUCCUGGUGAUCAACGAAUUACUACGGUGCUCCAACGCCGAAUGGGAGCGUAAAUAUGUACAACUGUUGGAAAUCACCGACACGCGACACUUCGGUGAUGAUCAACAGUACGCAACCAACAAACCCAAGUACGGCUUCCACAAACGCACGCAGUACCAAAACCUGUCGAAAACCAGUAAUAUUCUACACGUUGUUACUGAAUCCACCGUCUGUCGCAAACUGAUGAUGGAGGUUUAUCGGUCGGUGUGUGCUGAUGUGCUCUCACAUCGUAGCUCGCGGUAUAGCUACACACAACAGGUGCUUAUCGCCGUUCUGCCUCGCCUUGCCGCGUUUGACAGCGAACUCUUCGUGCAGGAGUACCUCGAGGGGACAAUGAUGUACCUGUUUAGCACUUUAGGCGGACGUGACAAGGAUAAAGCCGCCGCGUAUAUCACCAUCGGUUUGAUUGCUGUCGCUGUAGGAAAACCAAUGUUCGACACGCAGUCGGAGUACCUCACUAAGUUAAUGCACUCGAUAAAACAGGCGCUGCCGAGCAAGGAAGCAACCAUACGCAAACGGACGAAAAUUGAUCCGAGUGUCCUGAAAUGUGUGACUUUACUCGCACAUGCAGCAAACAAAGAUGAACGGUUCAAGAAAGAAGUUGUAUCUAUCCUAGACCAGAUGUUUCAGACAGGUUUAAGUCGCCCGUUGACAAUUUGCUUCCGUGAGUUAGCGAAAAACGUCCCAUGUCUUAAAGAUUCAAUCAGUGCUGGCUUAUUGAAAAUGUUGCAUCAGAUCCUCAUGAAUAAACCUUUGCGGCAUCCCGGGAUGCCUAAAAAUCUACCAGCGGAUUUGCUUUCUUUAGGGAGUGACACCCAUGAGCCCUGCAGCAUUGUACUAGCGUUGCAUACUCUCGGUACCUUUGACUUUGAAGGCGCAAGUUUACUUGACUUUGUCAAACGUUGCGCUGAGCACUUUUUGAUUCACGAGCAACAGAAAAUCCGACUGGAAGCAGUUCGUACUUGUAGUCGUUUACUAAAACAAGCACUGCAUCAAAGCGCUGAGCAUCCAUCGGAAACUGUCAAUUUAACAGUGGCGGCUGUGUUGAAUAAACUGCUGGUUGUCGGCAUGACUGACACUGACUCCGAUGUACGUCUCUGGGUGUUGUACUCUCUGGACUCGACUUUUGACAACUACCUCGCACAGGCGGAGUCUCUCAGCGCGCUCUUCGUUGCUUUACACGACGAAGUGUUUGAGAUUCGCGAAGUUGCGCUUUAUACCAUAGGCGGAUUGAGCACUUUGAACCCGGCGUAUGUUAUGCCCAGCUUGCGCAAAACACUAGUUCAAUUAUUGACUGAAUUAGAACACUCAGGCACUGGAAGAAAUAAGGAGCAAGGCGCUAAGUUAUUGGAUUAUCUUAUUCUUAGCGCUCCGAGAUUAGUACGCCCGUACAUGGAGCCGGUUUUGAAGGUGUUGGUGCCUAAACUACGCGAACCGGAACCUUACCCCGGUGUGGUUCUAGCUGUAUUGAAAGCUAUUGGAGAUUUAGCUGAGGUAACAGCAGGCGGGAGUGAACUACACCAAUGGAUGGACGAAUUGAUGGGGAUACUUAUGGAUAUGCUCGGGGAUGCAUCCGCGCCUGACAAACGCGGCGCUGCUUUAAUCACUCUAGGAAAAUUAGUCGGUGCAACUGGACAUGUAGUCAAACCCUAUACGCAAUAUCCUGUAUUGUUGGAUGUCCUGAUGAACUUUUUGAAAACCGAGCAGUUGCUAUACAUCCGCAGAGAAACAAUUCGUGUUUUGGGACUUUUGGGAGCUCUGGAUCCAUACAAGCACAAAAUGAAUCGUGGUCAGAUUGAUUACCACCCAGAAGCACCGCUGUUGAUUCCAUACACAGACAAAACCACGGAUCCCAACGCUGAUUUAUCCAGUAGUGAGAUGUUGGUUAAUAUGAGCAGUAGCACACUAGAAGAAUAUUACCUGGCGAUGGUGAUUGCUACAUUGAUGAAAAUCCUCAGAGAUCCCACUUUGGGUCAACAUCACACUAUGGCUGUGCAAGCCGUGUCUUUCACCUUCAAAAGUUUGGGUAUUAAAUGUGUGCCGUACAUCUCACAGGUUUUACCUAGUCUCUUGAAUGUUGUGCGCACACCAGAAGUGAAUAUUACUGAGUUCCUCUUUCAGCAGCUUGCGCAUCUUAUACUGAUUGUCAAGCAACACAUUCGUAACUACCUUGAUGAUAUUUGUGCGCUUAUCAAAGAGUUCUGGACACCGCAUAGCACCAUUCAGAAAACAUUGAUUACUUUGGUUGAGAAUAUAGCUAUUGCUCUGGGCGCGGAAUUCAAGGUUUAUUUACCAAAACUCAUGCCGCAGAUUUUGCGUGUUUUAAGUCACAAUUCUACAAAAGAUAAUUCUGUUGUAAUGCGUAUGUUGGAAGCUUUGCAUAAAUUCGGUAAUAAUUUAGAGGAUUAUAUGCAUUUGAUUCUGCCACCCAUAGUGAAACUUUUCGAUGCGCAAGAGAGCACGGUUCCUGUAGCCAAACAAGCCUUGGAUACCAUUGAUCAACUAGCUGGGAUCUUGGAUUUUUCGGAUUUUAUAUCCAGGAUUGUACAUCCGUUGGUACGCACCAUUGAUACGUAUCCCGAGUUGCGGGAGGCCGCCAUGGAGACGCUCUGCUCGCUUGUGAUCCAACUACGACGUAAGUUUUUAAUAUUUGAUCGACUCGUCACGAAAGUCCUCACAAAACACAAGAUAACCAACACGGCGUAUCCUGAAUUGAUCGGAAUGAUAUCAAAGAGUACAACACUCUGUGAAGAUCGAGAUGUUCUGCAGGAGAAACUCCGACAGCAAGCGAAAGUGAAACAUGGCGAUACAACUAAUAUCGCAGUGGAUGCAACGACGAUUCAACGCCUGAAAGUAUCCAAAACAGCACUGCAACAAACCUGGACAGCUACACGCCGCGUCUCCAAAGAUGACUGGCUUGAAUGGUCGCGAAAACUAAGCCUGGAACUCCUCAAACAAUCACCGAUUGCCGCUUUACGAUCAUGUAUAUCACUAGCACAGUCAUAUACACAAUUACCCAAAGACUUAUUCAAUGCUUCGUUUGUCAGUUGCUGGACGGAAAUCGACGAUAUGCAUGAUGAAUUGAUCAGGAAUCUUAAAGAUGCGUUGGUGAAUGCUGAUAUUCCUGAAAUCACCCAGACAAUUCUGAAUCUUGCUGAGUUUAUGGAACACUGCGACAAAGGACCUCUACCCAUUGAUCCGGAAUUAUUAGGAGAAAAGGCAAUGCAUUGCAGGGCAUAUGCCAAAGCCCUGCAUUACAAAGAAGAAGAAUUCAACCGCGGUGUGAAUCCAAAGGUAGUCGAAGCCUUGAUUUCGAUUAAUAACAAAUUGCAACAGAAAGAAGCCGCUGAGGGUCUUCUACAGCAUGUAAAACCAAAAAUGGAUCUUGAAGUGCGCUGGUAUGAGAAGCUGCAUAAUUGGGACAAAGCCCUGUCGAUGUACAAAGAUAUCCUGGAUAAAAACACAGCGGAUCACGCUGCGUGUUUAGGUCAAAUGCGUUGUCUCGAAGCUUUGGGUGAAUGGAAUGAUUUGCAUGAACUAGUCGCGAAGAGAUUUGACAUUUUACCAGAGUCUGAAAAGGUAAAAGCAAGUAGACUCGCGGCUGCAUCAGCAUGGGGUAUCAAAGACUGGGAAUCCAUGGAGAAGUACACGAAAGUAAUGCCGCGGGAGAGUCAGGACGGUGCUUUCUACCGGGCGGUUUUAUCGAUUCAUAAAGAGCAAUACGACGAUGCGCAGCGCUUCAUCGACAGCGCGCGUGAUUUGAUCGAUACAGAGCUCACAGCAAUGGCGGGCGAAUCCUAUGAACGUGCCUAUAACGCCAUGGUGUUUGUUCAAAUGCUUGCUGAGUUAGAAGAAGUGAUUCAAUACCGACUUGUUCCUGAACGUCAACCGACACUUCGGACGAUGUGGUGGCAACGAUUACAAUCCGGACAAAGAGUUGUUGAAGACUGGCAGAGAAUCAUCCAAGUGCAUUCAUUGGUUUUGUCACCUGAACAAGACAUCCAUACUUGGUUGAAAUAUGCAUCACUCUGUAGAAAAUCCGGGUCGUUAAUGUUAUCGCACAAAACACUCGUCAUGCUGUUAGGCUUCAAUCCCGAAGAGAAGAAAUAUCAACUUACUUGUGAUCAACCGCAAGUGACCUUUGCCUACACCAAACACUUGUGGAUGGCUGGUAACAAAUCAAUCGCCUAUAAAAAACUGGAGGGUUUUUUGAAAGAAUACACUGAUCAAGGCGCGCAUGAGGAUGUCACGCAUGAAGAACGACGCAGACUCCUGGCUAGAUGCUUCAUGAAACUCGGCGAAUGGCAGGAGAACCUCGAGGGUGUCACUGAAACCUCCAUACCUUCAAUCCUCAAUCGAUAUCAAUCCGCUACCGAGCAUGAUUCCUUAUGGUACAAAGCAUGGCACUCCUGGGCGUACAUGAACUUCGAGAGUGUUCUAUUUUAUAAGAAACAAGCGGAGAAAUCACCGGUUAAUUACAUCCCGUUCGCUGUGAAUGCCGUUGAAGGAUUCUUCAAGUCAAUCAACUUGUCCAAAGGCAGCUCACUGCAGGAUACACUCAGAUUACUCACGUUGUGGUUUGAUUACGGGCAGGUUAGCGAGGUGUACGAUGCAAUUGUUGAUGGUAUUCGAUUGAUUGAGAUGAAUACCUGGCUGCAGGUGAUUCCGCAGUUGAUUGCGCGCAUUGACACCAAAACACUUGUUUCUACCCUGGUGCAUUUGCUAUUAAUCGAUAUUGGAAAGACACAUCCACAGGCGUUGAUUUAUCCGCUAACUGUGGCGACAAAAAGUACGUCGUUUACUCGUAGACAAGCAGCGAAUAAGAUUUUGAAGAGUAUGAGUGAGCAUUGGCCUGGUUUAGUCAAGCAAGCUCUGAUGGCUUCUGAGGAGUUGAUUCGUGUCGCCAUUUUGUGGCAUGAGAUGUGGCAUGAAGGACUUGAAGAAGCUUCAAGAUUAUAUUUUGGUGAGGGUGAUAUUGAAGGAAUGUUGCGUGUCUUGCAACCUUUACAUGCCAGACUGGAAAAUGGUGCACAAACAUUAAAAGAGACGAGUUUUAUACAAGCUUACGGCAGGGAUUUGGGCGAAGCACAAGAAUAUUGUGAAAAAUACAAGGUAAAUAACCUAAAACGAGAUUUAAACCACGCCUGGGACCUGUACUACCACGUCUUCAGAAGAAUAACCCGUCAACUACCCCAACUAACCUCUUUAGAACUUCAGUACGUGUCUCCUAAUCUCCUGGCGUGUCGUGAUUUGGAGUUAGCGAUACCAGGCAGUUAUUCUCCUGGUCAACCAGUGGUGAGAAUAUCACACAUCAGCGCCUCUCUGGAAGUGAUUACUUCUAAGCAACGCCCAAGGAAACUCCUCAUUCGAGGUAGUAAUGGUAAGGAUUAUAUGUUCUUGCUCAAAGGUCAUGAAGAUCUACGUCAGGAUGAGCGUGUCAUGCAAAUCUUUGGUCUUGUAAACACGCUGCUCUUGAAAGACCCGGAUACUUACCGCAGGAAUUUAACAAUUCAACGUUAUGCGGUGAUACCACUCAGCACAAACUCUGGUCUUAUCGGUUGGGUACCACAUUGCGACACACUGCAUACGCUUAUCCGUGAUUAUCGCGAGAAGAAGAAAAUUCUUUUGAAUAUUGAACACAGGAUCAUGCUGCGUAUGGCACCGGAUUAUGAUCACCUCACUGUGAUGCAAAAAGUCGAGGUGUUUGAGCAUGCAUUGGAACAUACAAACGGUGAUGAUUUAGCGAAAUUAUUGUGGUUGAAGAGUCCGUCAAGUGAGGUUUGGUUCGAUCGCAGGACGAAUUACACGCGUAGUUUAGCGGUGAUGUCCAUGGUAGGUUACAUCCUUGGUUUGGGUGAUCGUCAUCCUUCGAAUUUGAUGCUGGAUAGACUCAGUGGGAAGAUUCUACAUAUUGACUUCGGCGAUUGUUUCGAGGUCGCCAUGACCAGAGAGAAAUUCCCUGAGAAAAUUCCCUUCCGACUGACGAGGAUGCUCACGAAUGCCAUGGAAGUAACAGGCAUUGAAGGGACAUACCGUCGGACCUGCGAGAGGGUUAUGUCUGUACUACAUCGGAAUCGAGACAGCGUAAUGGCCGUCCUCGAGGCUUUUGUUUACGACCCGCUUUUGAAUUGGCGUCUGGUUGAUACAGCAGCACGGAAUAAAUCAGCAAUGACCACCGAUGGGGUAAGUUUAUCAGACAGCUCGCAGGAACAGGAAGGUUUAAAUACCCUGAGCAUCACGGGGUCGAAGAAAAUAAUGGCACCGCAGGACGGCGCGAAUGGCGACAGUUCACAGAAGGCGAUGGCGAUCAUCAGUCGAGUGCGCGAUAAACUCACCGGUAAGGACUUUGCACAGGAAGUGGCGAUGUCGAGUAAGGAUGCGUCGGAUAAGCCGCUGUCGAUCGAGAAGCAGGUCAAUCUGCUUAUCCUACAGGCCACCGACAACGAGAACCUGUGUCAGUGCUACAUCGGCUGGUGUCCGUUCUGGUGAAUUGUGAGACUCUGCUUUUUUUUAUAUUUUAGGGGGGAAAUGCUGAGACUUGAUAAAUUACCACAUCACUUGGUUGUUUAUGACGAAAACUCUUUGAUUACCUUUCGAACAAUUUGUUAUGUAAGUUUAUAAGUUGUUGUAUAAGUCUGUAAAGCAUAGGGUAGAAAUUCGCCAUCCAUAACGGACAUUAUAAAUCAUGGAAGAACUGUUUUUCUAUUUAGUUUAUAAUGUUUCCACUUGGGACGGCAAACAUUUUCAACAAAAAGACAUAAACUAACGUGAAAUGAUAUGAAAUGAAGAAAACUGUAAAAAUGACAUGUUCUUUUACUGUUAAACUCGCCAUUUGCAAUAUCUAUAUAUAUAAAAAUUAAUUGCUAUCCGUUAGA